AUGGCCUCUGAACGUUCUGCACCUCUCCGCCUGGGCUCGAUUGCCCCCAACUUCCAGGCCGACACCACCAACGGCCCAAUCGACUUCCACGAGUUUAUUGGCGACAACUGGGUCAUCCUUUUUUCCCACCCCGAGGACUACACCCCCGUGUGCACGACCGAGCUCGGCGAAAUGGCCCGUCUCGAGCCCGAGUUCGCCAAGCGCGGCGUCAAGCUCAUCGGCCUCUCGGCCAACACCCUGGGCAGCCACGAGGGCUGGAUCAAGGACAUUAACGAGGUGACGGGCUCGCUCGUCAGCUUCCCCAUCAUUGCCGACAAGGAGCGCAAGGUGGCCUACCUCUACGACAUGAUCGACUACCAGGACACCACCAACGUGGACGAGAAGGGCAUUGCCUUCACGAUCCGCUCCGUCUUCAUCAUCGACCCCAAGAAGAUUAUCCGCACCAUCCUGUCGUACCCGGCGUCGACGGGCCGCAACAGCGCCGAGAUCCUUCGCGUCGUCGACUCGCUGCAGACGGGUGACAAGCACAAGGUCACAACGCCGAUCAACUGGGUGCCCGGCGACGACGUCAUUGUGCACCCCACCAUCAAAGGCGACGAGGCCACCAAGCUGUUCCCCGAGAUGCGCGUCGUCAAGCCGUAUUUGCGCUUCACACCGCUGCCCAAGGCUGCCUAA
Parathielavia appendiculata is the source of this 675-nucleotide messenger RNA. RefSeq names its product thioredoxin-like protein. Gene Ontology annotation, cellular component: mitochondrion; cytosol. Gene Ontology annotation, molecular function: peroxiredoxin activity. The record is from RefSeq and is a predicted model, not a curated record. The transcript has 3 exons. NCBI's taxonomy places the organism in Eukaryota, Fungi, Ascomycota, Sordariomycetes, Sordariales, Chaetomiaceae. Gene Ontology annotation, biological process: cellular response to oxidative stress; cell redox homeostasis; cellular oxidant detoxification. Bases 1 to 675 code for a protein of 224 amino acids.